Molecule: messenger RNA, 303 nt
Organism: Aphanomyces invadans
Lineage: Eukaryota; Oomycota; Saprolegniomycetes; Saprolegniales; Verrucalvaceae
Exons: 1
Coding region: 1-303 (100 amino acids)
Source: RefSeq, a predicted model, not a curated record
AUGAACGCGUCGAUUGUGUUUGCACUUGCGCUGGUCGCGACGUUGGCGUCUGCGACGAUGCCUGUUCUUCAAGCACCGAUGUCGAAGCCGUCGGACAAAGCUCCACUGUCAACGGACGACAGCGAGUUGUGGUUGCACCCUAUCUACCGCCCCAUCUACCGCCCUGUCGUUGUGGUCCCACCGCCGAUCGUGCCAGUGUAUCGUCCGGUGCGCCGCCCUGUGGUGGUGGUGGGUCGCCCCAUCUUACGACGUUGGGAAGGCUCUCCCACGACGGACGAAGGUGCCAGCAAGGAGCACGCUUAG